AUGCAGCUCCAUAUCACCACAGCCUUCUCUGUCCUCAUCAACCCGGCGUUUUACAUGGCGGAGUUUGUGAAUCUUGGCAUGCACAGACAGCGCAAGUCGACUGAUGUCGAGAACGGACUCGAGUACGCUGAGUCCACGACCCCAGCGGAUGAGAUCAUGAAACAGGCGAACGUCGUGGCCGACCACAAGUGUCAUUGCACAUGUCACGGUGAGACUGACGCCGAGACGACCGAGUACCGCGGCGCCAACGCCAUCAAGUACAUCGUACUGCGCACCUGCAUCACCGUGAUCCUCGUUGUGUUGUCCAUCCUGUUUAAGGACCACUUCUCCGAUUUUGCUGAUUUCGUGGGCUCGUCGUCGUUGACCAUGAGCUGCAUUCUGCUGCCGGUGGCUUUCUACCUGAUCAAGGCUUGGAACAACAUUCCCAAGGUGGAGAAGAUUGCUGCCAUUGUCGUAUUUGUGGUUUGCCUCGUUUUCGGACUACUCGACGUACACGGCUGGCAGGAACCUCUUGAGUACCAGAACACCGUAUUUUACAACUCUACGGCUGAGCACGAGACUUGA
Molecule: messenger RNA, 564 nt
Organism: Phytophthora infestans T30-4
Lineage: Eukaryota; Oomycota; Peronosporomycetes; Peronosporales; Peronosporaceae
Product: amino acid/auxin permease-like protein
Exons: 2
Coding region: 1-564 (187 amino acids)
Biological process (GO): amino acid transmembrane transport
Cellular component (GO): vacuolar membrane
Molecular function (GO): amino acid transmembrane transporter activity
Source: RefSeq, a predicted model, not a curated record